CAAAACCACCAUCCUUUCGAAUCAGUUUCUUCAUAGCCAUCUCGCGGUUACCCCUUGUGUCUUCCCUCGCAUUCGGACGACAGCAAGAUAACCUUGCGUUCUAAUUGCCUUUAUACAUCCGAUCGAUUCGUUACCGAUAAAAAUAUUGGGAGAAAGAAAGUAACGCGCGAUCAAAAAGGGAAAAAGGUGGCGAAAAAAGAGAAAUAAGAUCGCUACUGACAGAAAGACUCAUCGGAUAAUGGCCUACAGCUGGAACAAUCGAGUAGAUUUCAUUGUAAGAUUUCUUUACGAUCCUUGUGGGACUUCCUCCUUUCAGCAUCAUCACAGGAAAAGUACAUAAAAUAUGUAUCGACCAUUGAUCCCUGUUCGAAGUGAACUUGUACGUACUAACAGGUUUCUAUGUACGGAAUAUAAAACAAGGAGUUUUGUACUUGAGUUCUAAAAAAACGAAACGGAACGAACAAAUAAUUCUGUUGGCUUCGAGACUGUCAUGCAUGUUUAGGAUACACAGAUAACAAUGGCAUAUUGGAGAAACACGAUUUCGAAUGCAUGGCUCUUAAGAUGACUUUGAUCGAGGGAAAAGGAGAAUUCAGUUACGGCCGUUAUCAGGAAAAUCUGCACAUUAUGCUUUCUCUAUGGGAAGAAAUUGCAGAACUCGCCGACUUCAAUAAAGAUGGUAUUGUAACUAUCGAGGAGUUCAAAGAAGCAGUACAAAGAAGUUGCGUCGGACGAAAGUAUCAAGAUUUCCCACAAGCGAUGAAAAUGUUUAUCGACAGUCAUUUUAAAAUAGUAGAUUUAAAUGACGACGGUGUAAUCGCUGCCGAUGAAUUUCGCUAUAAUUGCGUAACAAGGAUUCCUGUAGACAACGUAAAUAUUUUGGACGAAGCGUACCAAAAUCUUCUUAAUGAUGAUGACCGAAGGCGCGGAGGACUAACUUUAUCGCGUUAUCAAGAAUUGUACGCGCAAUUCCUUGGCAACCCGGACGAAAAUUGUCCAGCAGUUCAUCUGUUUGGUCCUCUGCAUGCGAUGGAUUAACUAAAUACAUAUAUUUCGGAAUGAAUGACGAUUCUCACGUUGCACGUACAAAAGACAAUCCUGUUGUAUUUAAUUAUUAUUAUUAAUUUAUGUAAGAUGUAUGAUACACAAUAAAUCCACUAUUUUAUUGUAAAA
Messenger RNA from Bombus huntii, 1170 nucleotides. It is a transcript of the gene Scp1, whose product is annotated as sarcoplasmic calcium-binding protein, alpha chain. Bases 550 to 1035 code for a protein of 161 amino acids. The record is from RefSeq and is a predicted model, not a curated record. Gene Ontology annotation, molecular function: calcium ion binding. The transcript has 6 exons. Lineage: Eukaryota; Metazoa; Arthropoda; Insecta; Hymenoptera; Apidae.